Messenger RNA from Meloidogyne enterolobii, 582 nucleotides. Lineage: Eukaryota; Metazoa; Nematoda; Chromadorea; Rhabditida; Meloidogynidae. The record is from the annotation of a GenBank genome assembly.
UUCUCCAUCUCAUUUGCCGAUCCUCUUUUUUCUUUUUAGAAAUUUCUUUGUUUAGAUUUGUUAGAUUUUUAUUUAAAAACCAGACAUUUUAUAUAUUUCGACUAUUUUUUCUUAAUUUCGUUAAUUUUUUAUUUAGCAUGGUGGAAUAUAUAUAUAUUAUUAUUUUUUAUUAAAAUAAAGCCAUCAAAUGUGUUAAGAGAUGUUUAUCUUUUUUAGCUUUAUAAAUAAGAGACCUUAGUUAAAUUGCUUUUUGCCAAAUUUGAUUGACAUAAUGCAAAAUAUAAAAAAUGACAGCUUUCUCGAUCAGAAAAUGAUUGAGAACUAGUAGGCCUUCCACUAUGUUCCAUUUUGUCGGACUUCUCCGUUGUUCCAUUUUGUCGGUUUUCUCCUAUGUACCGUUUUGUCGGAUUUCCCCUAUGUACCAUUUUGUCGGAUUUCCUCUAUGCUCCAUUUUGUCGGCCCUUCCAUAUGUACCAUUUUGUCGGAUUUCUCCUUUGUUCCAUUUUGUCGGACUUCUAUAUGUACCAUUUUGUCGGACUUCUCCUAUGUAUCAUUUUGUCUUUUUUGUAUCAAACUAGACGU